Messenger RNA from Oxyura jamaicensis (ruddy duck), 2672 nucleotides. RefSeq names its product regulator of G protein signaling 14 (gene RGS14). Gene Ontology annotation, molecular function: G-protein alpha-subunit binding; microtubule binding; GTPase activator activity. The record is from RefSeq and is a predicted model, not a curated record. Lineage: Eukaryota; Metazoa; Chordata; Aves; Anseriformes; Anatidae. The transcript has 16 exons. Gene Ontology annotation, biological process: signal transduction; regulation of G protein-coupled receptor signaling pathway. Bases 63 to 1814 code for a protein of 583 amino acids.
ACCGGGACCGGGACCGGGACCGCCGCCGGGGCCGGGCCGGGCCGGGCCGGGCCGUGCCAGGGAUGCAGGGCAAGGGCAAGCUGCUGCUGGUCCACAACGGGCGCAUGGGCCCGGCCGUGUCAGACGGAGAAUUAAACGCCUCCAGGGCCCGGGGCAGCAACCACAGCGUGAACAGCCUGCCUGCCCCACAGACCACGUGCAGCUCCGCGCACGGCUCUGUGAGCAGCUGGGCAGAGUCCUUCGAGACGCUGCUGCAGGACCGCGUGGCCGUCACCUACUUCACCGAGUUCCUCAAGAAGGAGUUCAGCGCCGAGAACGUCUACUUCUGGCAGGCAUGCGAGCGCUUCCAGCAGAUCCCGGCCAGCGACACGCAGCAGCUGGCGCAGGAGGCACGGCGGAUCUACGAUGAGUUCCUCUCCAGCCACUCGGUGAGUCCCGUCAACAUUGACAGGCAGGCUUGGAUCGGGGAGGACAUGCUGGCCACCCCCUCCCCAGACAUGUUCCGCCUCCAGCAGCUCCAGAUCUUUAACCUGAUGAAGUUCGACAGCUACACACGCUUCGUGAAGUCCCCCCUCUACCAAGCCUGCCUGAGGGCUGAGAGCCAGGGGCAGCCCCUGCCAGACCUGCGGCCCCACUCCCGCAGCAGCAGCCCCCCUCCGGACCUCAGCAAGAAGUCGAAGCUGAAGCUGGGGAAGUCCCUGCCUCUCGGCGUGGAGACGGCCGGCAGCGGGGCCACCCGCAGCCCCCGCCGCUCCUUCCGCAAGGGCGAGCGACGGGAGCCCUCCUGGGCAGAUGGGGAAGAAGGCGGUGGAAGCGCCGUGCUGUGGCGAGAGUCCCAGGGCUCCCUCAACUCCUCCGCCAGCCUGGACCUGGGCUUCCUCUCCUCAGCCAGCACGGCCGCCAGCCCCUGGACGGAGGGUCAUCGCAAGAGCCUGGGGGGCAGCGAGGCCGAGGCCAAGCCCACCAAAUACUGCUGCGUCUACCUGCCCGACGGCACGGCCUCGCUGGCCGCUGUGCGGCCCGGCCUCUCCAUCCGCGACAUGCUGGCUGGGAUAUGCGAGAAGCGCGGCUUCAGCCUCCCCGACAUCAAGGUGUACCUGGUGGGCAACGAGCAGAAAGCGUUGGUGCUGGACCAGGAGUGCUGUGUGCUGGCAGACCAGGAGGUGAAGCUGGAGAACAGGAUCAGCUUUGACCUGGAAAUCUCCUCCCUCAGCAAGACCAUCCGCAUCACGGCCAAGUCCACCAAGCGCAUCCGGGAAGCUCUGCAGCCUGUGCUGGGCAAAUACGGCGUCAACGUGGAGCUGGCGCUGCUGCGGCGGCAAGGUGAGUCGGCAGCGCUGGACCUAGAGAAGCUGGUUAGCACGGUGGCUGCGCAGAAACUCGUCCUGGAAACGCCGGCAGACAUGAGAGUGACAGAGAGAGCCGAGGCUGCGGCCGCCCCCUCCCCGCUCCGCAGCGAGGAAGGAAGCCCGAUGGGAGCGGAGGCCGACGCGCCGUGGGGGAUGCCCUCCUCCUCCUGCAGGUCCCGGUCCUCGGCUGCCACCAACCUGAACCGCCGCACCUACGACCUGGAAGGGCUGGUGGAGCUGCUGAACCGUGCCCAGAGCUGCCGGGCCAACGACCAGCGGGGGCUGCUCUCCAAGGAGGACCUGGUGCUGCCUGACUUCCUCCAGCUGCCGGGGCAGGACAGCAGUGCCUGCGGGGGCUCCGAUCAGCCCAGCACCCCUCACCCGGGAUCCGAGGGGAACAAACACCCCGGCCCCACCGAGAAGUCCACACCAGCUCAGCCCGCGGUCCACCAGGAGCCCCGGUGAGCCCUGCCCCACGCCCGCACCCAGCGCCUGGCACCACCGACACUGCCCGGACCGCAGAUUCGUCCACGUCCUGUCCCAAACUCGUGUCGUGUUGCUGUGAGUGGUUGAGCAGCUGCCGUGCCCCUCAGUGGGGCCACAUCCCGGUGCACGUCCAGGGAGUCCUGUACAUAGUUUGACCCCCCCCCUCUGCAAAGCACUCGGCAGCGUCCCGCGCACGCCUGGCACUGCCCUGCCCGGUGCUUCUGCCUCUCCUGCCUGGGGCAGGGCUGCCUCGGGGUGAAUCCUGCUUGCGCCAAGCUGGCACGGCCCCCCAGGAAGGAGCCUGCCAGCCGAAGGGCGUGCGGGACAGAGAGGAUGUGGGUGGGUGGGGUGGCAGGGCAGGGCAGCCCUGGGCCCCCCUGCCACAGGCAGGCAGGGACAGGAGAGAGGGUGGGGAUGGAUCUAGCCCCAUCCUGGCAGUGGGUUCCCAUGGUGAGACCCUGCACGGGGGGCUGCUGAAACGGCCCCCUGCCCUGUCCCUGCUGGGGCAGCGGGCUCUCAGCCCUUGGGGCCAGGCUUGCCAUGUGUUGGAGGCACUGGAGCAGCACAGCACCUCUGGGUGCCGAGCAUCUCAGCCUGCCCUGGGUGCUGCCGGGUGCCCGGUGUGCCGCGUGGCCAGACCCGGCUGUGCCCUGGGCCACCGCUCGGUCCCCACUGCCCGGCCAGAGGCAGAGGGGUGGCCCAGGGCAGCCUCCCGGGGGGGAGCACAGCCCCCGGGCUGGUCCCCAGGGCUGGCACAGAGCCCUCGUGUGUCUCCGUGGUGCUGCUCGGUCCUGUCCGUGGUGUGAAACCGGGGGAAAUAAAGAGCAUUGCCUGGAA